AUGGUGAAGAUUUUCAUUUUAAAAUGGAAUAUAUUUAAUAGUUAUUCAACAGAUGAAUAUAAAGAAAAAAAUGAAAUUUUAUCAACAAGAAUUUAUAUCAUUGUAUUAUUUUUAUCUCUAACACUUUUUUGUAGUUUUCUUUCAUUUGAAAAACAAAUCAAAACCAUAUCUUUUUCGAAUCCAUCACAGACUCAAUUCGAUGAAUUACAAAAUAAUUCCUUAGAUCAACUUCAAUGUCCCUGUACACAAAUCUCAGUUAAAUACUCGGAAUUUAUUCAAUUUCGUCCAACUUAUCAUCAGAUAUGUUCCAGUAUAUUUGUUUCAUCAGAUUGGGAUAAAUGGGGUAUGAACUGGAAAGGACAGGGUCCGUGCUCUUCUUCUGAUUUUAUUAAUCAAGCACACAAUUAUUUUUAUCUUUUAUCAGAGUAUUGUCAAUUAUCACAAGACCUUGUAUUAAAGGAGUUAGAACAGUUUUAUGUAAUGCAAUAUAUAACAUCUGGUGUUAUUCAAUUCAAACAAUUUAACAGUGAAAUUAAAUCACUUAUUGAAAAUUUCAAAGUAAAAACACAAAAAUCGUUGAAAACACAAUUAAAUAUUAUUCAAAGUGUUAUUUUUAAUAAUCAACUUCUAUCUCAUUUAAGAAUUGGUAUGAGUUAUCAAAUUCAAUGUUGUAAUACUAUACUACGGUCAAACAUUUACCGAUGA
Messenger RNA from Adineta ricciae, 705 nucleotides. The record is from the annotation of a GenBank genome assembly. NCBI's taxonomy places the organism in Eukaryota, Metazoa, Rotifera, Eurotatoria, Adinetida, Adinetidae.